Anguilla rostrata (American eel) is the source of this 1544-nucleotide messenger RNA. RefSeq names its product interferon gamma receptor 1-like. The coding region runs from base 485 to 1522 and encodes 345 amino acids. Gene Ontology annotation, cellular component: plasma membrane. Gene Ontology annotation, molecular function: cytokine receptor activity; protein binding. NCBI's taxonomy places the organism in Eukaryota, Metazoa, Chordata, Actinopteri, Anguilliformes, Anguillidae. The transcript has 7 exons. The record is from RefSeq and is a predicted model, not a curated record. Gene Ontology annotation, biological process: cytokine-mediated signaling pathway.
CAGCACGUUUAAGGUAAAAUGAUCUUUAGGGUCCAUUUAGGCUACGAUUUCUUUACGAGGCCUGUGCGUGGUAUUUGAUGGCAUCUGGAGAAAGGUUUGUUUGGAUUCUGCUGGUAUCUAAGGCCUUGUUUACACUCCUAUCUAGUGCAGGUGACAGUUGUGUUUUGUGUAAAUUAUGUAAACCCGUGGUGGCUUACACUGAUAUUAAUGCCUUGCAUAUCCUGUUGUGUGUGUUUAAAAUGUACACUUCAGAUGCUGUACGUUACAAGCAGACACUCCUAUAAUUGGGUAGAACCACAGUCUGCUGCAGUCAUCCUUUUCCAGACAUAAACUGGAUAAAGACCAAGAUGUUCUGGCCAGUUUGGAAAGUGUUUUCCUCCAUUAAGGGGCCAGUAUCUGAUGUGCUCUAACAGGGAGCCAGUGAAGUGAGAUGAGUGUGUUAGUGAAGAUUGUAGACAAAUCGUGAGGCUGCGUUUUAUAUUACAUGCCGAUUACGGGGAUGGGACAUGUGGCUACCACCUUUCGAAUAGAAGCCAGAGAAGACCUUCUCCAAUCACAGGUUCCCCCUCCAGACAACGUAACAAUACAGUGCCACAAUUUCAAAACAGUGGCCUACUGGAACUACAGCCAGCCCUCUCUACAUCCCCGCUUCAUUGUGGAGCUCUUCCCUUAUGGCAGCAGCAGAGAAAAGAACAGUCGUUACUUGAAGCCAGACAGUAUAAGUGAGAGUGACUCGGUUAAGAGCUGCUUCAACAUCACGCAUCGCCACUGCAACGUGUCCGAGCCGGUCCUGCGCUCAAUCCAGCUCGGCUUCUACCUCAACGUAACAGCAGUGGUCGGAUUGAACCGGUCGGAGCCCGCUGCAUCUGCAGAAUUCACCUACAACUCAAACGAGUUUCAGGAAAAACUCUGCUUUCUGGAUUUCCCGCCCGUUAACCUGUCUAAGUCAGGCGGCAUGCUCAAACUUGAGUUCCGUCACCCCUUCGACAUCUACCGUAAGGCCCUGCGUCACGUUAAUGAUAAAAAGUACUACAAGAGCUUCACCUACGAGGUCCUAGGGCAGAACAUGCGGCUGGUCUGCGAGAGGGAGCAGGGCCUGUGCGAGGAACUCGUGUCGGCCCCCGGGGCCCAGGAGAAACCCUGCAUCCGGCUGAAAGGCACGAUGAACAACAUACACAUCGAAACCGCUGAGGAAGUCUGCCUCCAGGAGCUCAACCAGACUGCCCUAACCAUUCAACCCCCGAAAGCCUAUUCUGCAGAUAAUUGGUCCUUAAUCCUCGCCCUGGCGGGUGCUGGUGCUGCCGUGGUGGUCUUUACUGUUUGUGCGGGUCUGGUGUUCAGAAGAAAGACUAAGGGCAGCACUGCCUUCCCCAAGAUUAUGGUACGUUUCUGUGAUCUGGGGUCUCCCUCUCUCUCACACAGGGGUCAGUGGGGUCUCUCUCUCUCUCUCUCUCUCACUCACACUCACACACACACACACACGGGUCAUUGGGCUCUCUCUCUCUCAAAUUCAAAUAAAUAAAUAAAUAAUAAUAAAAUAAAUA